GCCCCGCGCGCGUACGUACGUGUGUAUAUAAACUAGCCGCGAGAGUAGCUAGCUACUUCACGAGCAAGUCGAUCGGUCGAGCAGUGUGGCCAGCCCAUCACAUCAUCAAGUCGAUUGCAAUUGCAAUAAUACUACUAGCUUGACGCCGGCGUUGGGGGUGCGGGCGACGUGAUGUCCAAGGUAGUGUGCAUGACCAUGGUUUCUUCCGAUCCCAAAAGAUCGUGAUCAAGCUGGGCGUACCCAACGCCAAGAACCGGUCUAAGGCCAUGCAGCUGGCAUCCAAAUUUGUCGGGGUGAGCAAGGUGGGGAUCACCGGCGACGGCAAGGACCGGCUGGAGGUGGAAGGAGAAGGCGUGGACACCGUCCUCCUGGUCAACUACCUGCGCAAGAAGGUCUGCCGCAGCGCUGACAUCGUUAAGGUGGAAGUGAAGGACAAGAAGGACGAGAAGAAACCGGAAGAGCCGCCGUAUUAUUGCUGGCCCAAUUACUACUACUGUCCGCCGCCGCCGCCGCCGCUGCCCAUGGUCGAGCGAGCCGACGACAGUUGCCACGUCAUGUGAUAAAGCUACUUACUAUUCGAGAUAUAUGUUUCGGUAGACGUAUUACGUAUACUAUAUCAUAUGAGCAUAAUAAUGAAGUACUCAUAUCAUCACUUAGCUUGCUAUAUAUAUAUGCAUGCAUGUAUCGUCUACGCACGUAAAGCCAUCGUUGCAUGACAUAUCAUGCAGUUCAUAUUUGCCAAUGUAAUCACACACGUAUAUAUAUACUCCCACUGUUAAGAGGUAAAAUUUCCAUUUUUUUUAAUCUGGUCAUCAGUGCAAUCUGCAUGGUCUAAUGUCAUCCUGUCCACUCUCGCUCACCACCACCCGCUCCACGGGCGCCGACUCCCCGGUCUUCCCGCACACUCGAAUCAGAGGGCAACGAAGGCGACGCAGGAGCUCCCGAGAGGCCGGCGAGGAAAUCUCCGAACACGUCGUCAAGGACGGCCAGUCGGAAUCAGAAUCAAACCCAAAUUAAAGCCAAGACCCCAGCUCGGUCGGACCUGCAGGAAAGUUCCUCUGGUAGGUUUGAAUGACACGAACUCCUUUCUCUCUUUGUUUUUAUCAUUUUUAUAUCUGAAACUUAAAUUAAAAGAUGUCACUGUGAGCACCUGAACUCGCCGGACAUGAAACUGUAACUCUUUAUAAGAUAUUUAUUUGGAUA
Molecule: messenger RNA, 1203 nt
Organism: Zea mays
Lineage: Eukaryota; Viridiplantae; Streptophyta; Magnoliopsida; Poales; Poaceae
Exons: 3
Coding region: 267-560 (97 amino acids)
Source: RefSeq, a predicted model, not a curated record